GGGCCCCCGCGGUGCGCUCCUGGGUUCGUCCCAGGCGGGGACCCCCGUCCUCACCGCGGCCCCCAGGCCUCAGGGACCGCACUCCCCGCUCCGGCUCGCAUGGCGGACAAGAAACUGGUGGUGGUGUUUGGAGCCACAGGUGCUCAGGGAGGCUCAGUGGCCCGGACGCUCCUGGAAGAUGGGACAUUCAGGGUCCGAGUGGUCACUCGAGACCCUGGGCAGAGGGCAGCAAAGGAGCUGAGGCUGCAGGGUGCAGAAGUGGUGCAAGGAGACCAGAAUGACGAAGCCAGUAUGGAGCUGGCCCUGACUGGGGCUCACGCUGCCUUCAUCGUGACCAACUACUGGGAAAACUGCAGCCAGGAGCAGGAAGUCAAGCAGGGAAAGCUGCUGGCUGAUCUGGCCAAGCGCCUGGGCCUUCGCUACGUGGUCUACAGUGGCCUGGAGAACAUCAAGAAGCUGACUGCCGGGAGGCUGGCAGCGGGCCACUUUGAAGGCAAAGGGGAGGUGGAGGAGUAUUUCCGGGACAUCGGAGUUCCCAUGACCAGCGUGCGGCUGGCCUGCUAUUUCGAGAACCUACUCUCCUACUUCCUGCCCCAGAAAGCUCCAGAUGGAAAGAGCUACUUGCUGAGCUUGCCCAUGGGUGAUGUGCCCAUGGAUGGCAUAUCUGUGACUGACCUGGGUCCUGUGGUGCUCAGCCUCCUGAAGAAGCCAGAAGAAUACAUCGGCCAGAACAUCGGGCUCAGCACCUGCAGGCACACGGCGGAAGAGUAUGCCGCCCUGCUCUCCAAACACACCGGCAAGGCCGUGCGCAGCGCCAAGCGGCAGCAGCCCAGCAAAACGUCUGGAGGGCAGCAGUGGACUGGACCAGAGGUCGCCAUAAUUGGACACCAGUGAGAAAAGGUGACACCCUGCUUACAGGAAAGGCCGGGGAAUAAAGCCAAGGAAGGGACAGCGCUGCCUCGCCUGUAGUGUGCACACAGGCCUGGGAGGUGGGGGUGGUUUGACUUCCCCCCUCCCACACACUUCAGAGGAGAGGGAGCAACGCCCAGAGAACACAGGUCAGAUGCCUGAGGCUCCACGGCAGGCGUGUUUUUCCUGUAUGGAUUUGCGUAUCGUCGGUCGUGGCUCUCUUUACUCCCCUGCCUUAGCCUCAGAACCUGCAGUCAUGAAGACCGACAGCAGUGCCAUUAGAUUCAUUUGAUCCAUUAAUUACUUGAAAAAGCAUUUGACAACUUACCACUGUGCCAGGUUAACCAUGUUAAUCAAAAAGUUAUGCUCUCUACCUUGAGGAGCUUCACUUGGUGAGAGACCCAGAUACCAGUAUGCAUGAAUAGUUCUAGAUUGACAUAGAACUGCAGAAAAUGGGAAACAUAAAUGGGAGGAGGGGCCUGUUUUAGGGGAACAGGGACAGGCAGAGGUAUAAGGGGAGGGCAGUAAGCCCCUAGACAGGGCAGGAGGGCAGGCCAUGACAGCACAGGCUUCCAAGCCCAGCAGCGUCAGCAAGAGAAUGUUAAGAGGCCAUCUGCGUCCAGCCCUAUGUGAUGCCCAAGUGCCCCAUACCCGAGGGUGGGAAACACCUGCUUAGGGUUGAGAUCCACCGUGAUGAGAUCCUAGAGUGGCCCGUGGUCAGUACGGAGCCUGGGGGAGUCCACUGUGCCCAGAUGCAGAGCAAACCAGCAAGCCCGCGUCGGGUUCCAGGCACACGUCACCCAAAGGGACAGAAGCUGGGCACGUUGCUGAGCCUUGCCAGUCUGCUUACCCAGUGUUACCUGGCCAGGCUGCCCCUAGGACGCCGUGAGAUCAUUUGUGACAAGCAAUGUCUGACAUCUCCAGGUCACCCUUCCCCUCCUUCUGAGACAAAUGGUCAAACCCUGCUAGCCUCCAGUGCCCUCAGCCUGUUCGCUGCCCCCACCCUAAGUGUGGCCAAAGCAGUGGAUCUAAGCAGAAACAGCCCAAAGCCAGUGAAAUAAAUAGAACUGUGCACAACA
This is a messenger RNA of Hyaena hyaena (striped hyena), 1988 nucleotides long. RefSeq names its product NmrA like redox sensor 1 (gene NMRAL1). NCBI's taxonomy places the organism in Eukaryota, Metazoa, Chordata, Mammalia, Carnivora, Hyaenidae. Bases 100 to 894 code for a protein of 264 amino acids. The transcript is spliced from 5 exons. The record is from RefSeq and is a predicted model, not a curated record.